GCGGCCUCGAAGCCGUCCGGUCCGUCGGCGAGGGCGCCGAUCUCCCUGAUGCCGCCGUCGAUCUCAACGUCUCCGAUUUCGAGACCGCGCUGAGGGAAUCCCCGGCCAGCUUCGCCGUCGUCGAGUUCUUCGCUCACUGGUAGCGCCGUUCCUUCCUUAUUAUCGCUCCGUUCUCUCCACUUGAAUCGAAAGUUAUGGCUUUUAGAUCGAUUUGAUCGUUGUGGAUUUUAAGGAAAGAAAAAGAGUCUCAGGCGAUAUGAAAUUGCAUUUCUUUCGGUUAAGACUCGUUUUUGAUGAUACUGAUGUUUGCGUAUUCGUGCAUUCGAUUUGGUUCGCUUAUUAAUCGGUCUAUAAAAUAUUUGUUAUUUUUGGCGCAUCUUCCUUGCCCUGACAUGGUCGUUUUACUAGUGGAGUCAGUUGGAUUUGAUCCAUGCUUUGAUCGGCGUGCAAUCAGAAACUGUAGUAGUAACUGCUUAGUUGAGCAUUUGCAUUUGGAAUUUUUUAAUUCGUUUGUCUUUAUACAAAACACAUUGAUCUUAUGGAGUCAUUAAACCAAAAUAAAUAAAUAGUAUUCUUAGUGUUAUGAGGAAAGUUUUGCCUGUGUUUUUGUCGUGGAACUGAUAUAGCAUAAAUGUAAAGGAGAUAGAGGAAUAGAAGGGAAUGGAAAUGGGAAGGAAGAGAUAUUAUCCCGUGAUUCCUUCACAUUGUUUCUUAAGGGGAAAGAAAAUGAUGAACUUUAUACCUAUUGUUUCUUUAGAGAGAUCGUAGAGGAGGAAGAAUCAUGUCAAUCAUUUUACCUUCACUGUUCCAUUGUAAUAAAAAAAAAACUACUGGUGUCCCAUUGAAACAUGAAAAAAAGGAUCUGCAAGCUGUCCAAAUGGCCUAGAUAUGCCCCCAUAACUUCCAAGACAUGUUCAUUGGCAAUUCUUGUAGAGGCUAGUGAUGCCAGGAGUUAUCCUAUUUGUCAACUACAGAUGUUGCAUGGUGGCACAAUCAAUGUUCGACAUACGUAGAGACUGCCUAUCAAGACAGAUUUCCCUUGUCGUCCGAUCAUACCUUUUCACAAACUUCAGACAUUAUAGUCAAUAGGAUGAGCUGCUGUUGACUACCUCCCUUCCACCCAUAGCCAUGCAUUUUGUUGCACUAUCUAUCCAGUGCUUUAGUGGAAUGAAGAUCAUCAAGAUUCUCCUAACAUCAUGCCUUAGCUCAUUUUCUGAUCAACUAAAAAUUGCAUGUUGUAUCUAAAUUGUAUCACAUGCUGACAGAAUCCUUUUAUACCAUUUGUAAGGAUAGGUCAAACCCAUCUAUUUUAACAUCAUGUCUUGAUUUUUUUUUUGUCUUGUUGGAGAAAGGAAAGGAUCAUUCCCACAAGUGAUGAAGGGUUGGAUUUGAUUUCAGGACCUUGUGCAACACAAUUAAGAUCCAAAGUUACUUGGCACCUUACCUCAUUCGUAACUAAUAAAAUAUAUUCAGAAUUGACUUUACUACAAUAACCUGAAACUCCCGUGACACUGGAAUGAAUCAACAUUCUUACUAAUCAUUACCAACGAAUUCAUCCAAAAGAUCCAACACAAACACAAACAGCCUCUAACAAUACUGAAACCAUUUGAAGAUAAGAAGAAUCAAUCUAAAAUUUUGGAAGCCAUAAAAUUCAAUUUAUUGUGUCUUAUCUCCAUAAACUUUUUCUUAUUGAUCUCACAUAUUAAAAGCUGACCUAUAUAUAAAAGUUGAAAGGCAGAUGAUUGUGCAUCCUGUGUUAAUUUUGUCCCUAGAUUUAACGCUUGAGGAAUCUUUCUCUUCACUUUUUCAUCAUAUGAACUUCUUGUUUUGUUAUUUAUAUGUACGGAAAUCAUCCAUAUUCCUUAAAUAUAUUAUAAACUGGGAAUUUAGAAUCUUGAUACAUGUUAUCCAACAUCAUAAUUGAGUACUUGAAAGAGUAUUCUAAUUGGUCAAUUAUGUCACACUUUAUGAUCAUUCGGUCAUAUCUGUAUCAUUGUUUGUAAAAAACACCAGGGGUGUAUGAAAGUCCAGUAUAAAACAUAGUCUUAAAUUGUUUGGUCUGAAAAUUCAAGCUGUUGAUCUUCGACGUAAAAAUCUUGAAGAUGUGUUUGGAGAUUGAGCCUUGAGUGAUUCCAUUUUAGUUACAUUUUACAUUGUUUCUUUGACUUUUCUUGUAGAUUCAAUCAAGUAAUGAUAAAUUCAAGCAAGUUAGUCAAAGGCUGUUAUUUUAUUUUAUUUUUACUCUAAUCCAUUUAAGUCGCAUACUCUUCACCAGAUUCCUAGUCUGAAUAUUUCGUUGACAUUCAAAGAAAAUAUUAUCUUCUAGAUGUGCCACUUGAUCAUUUCAUAUAUUCUGAUUGCAGUAUAUCUGCUGUUUCUUGGGAUGUGAACUCAAGAUGAACAAUUAGAGCAGUGCUUCUUUGUUUUGGUGUCCUGCGUGCAGAAACUAUAAGCCUCAUUAUGAGAAAGUUGCAAGGAUUUUCAAUGGGCCUGAUGCUGUGCAUCCUGGAAUUGUUCUGAUGGCACGAGUUGAUUGUGCGUUGAAGAUAAAUACGAAUCUUUGUGAUAGAUUUUCAGUUGGUUUCUAUCCUAUGCUAUUGUGGGGUCCUCCAGCUAAAUUUGUGUCUGGUAGAUGGGUGCCUAAACAAGAAAAUGGUGAUUUACAAUUGAUUGAUGAUGGAAAGACAGCAGAUCAAUUACUCAAUUGGAUAAACAAAAAACUUGGCAGCUCAUUCAACUUCGAUGAUGCCAGAUAUGAAAAUGAAAACACAUUAGCUAAGAAUGCCUCGGAUCUUGAACAGAUUGCGCAUGCUAUUUACGACGUUGAAGAAGCUACAGCAUUAGCUAUGGACAUAAUCAUAGAACAAAAGAUGAUCAAGCCAAGUACCGGAGCGCCAUUUAUAAAAUUUCUCCAGCUUUUGGUGGCACAUCACCCUUCAAAAAGGUGUCGAAGAGGAAUUGCUGACCUACUUGUAAGCUUUGACGAUCUGUUGCCUUCAGGUCCACUUUCAGAAAACGCCCCUAUUCUGCAAGAAUAUGACAUACUUAAAUCCUAUCGAAUCUGUGGCAAGGAAGUUCCUCGUCAAUAUUGGAUAUUUUGUCGUGGGAGUAAAGAUGAUUCAAGAGGCUUCAGCUGCGGCCUGUGGGUAUUAUUCCACUCUCUGUCUGUUCGAGUUGCUGACGGAGAGAGCCAAUUGGUUUUCACUACGAUCCGCGACUUCAUCAAGAACUUCUUUGUUUGCGACGACUGUCGUCGGCAUUUCAAUGAAAUGUCUUCGCGUGUUCAGGCACCAUUCAACACGACUCGAGGCCUAAGUCUUUGGCUGUGGAGAGCUCAUAAUGAAGUGAACGAGAGACUCAUGAAGGUGGAAAAGGACAUGGGCACGAGCGAUCCAAGGUUUCCCAAAACAACAUGGCCUCCGAACCAGCUCUGCCCAUCAUGCUAUGCUUCUUCGAGCCCAAAAAAAGGCGUCAACCCGCAAAUUGACUGGAACGAGGAUGAGGUGUAUAAAUUUUUGGUGAAUUAUUACGGGAAGAAACUUGCAUCUUUAUCCAGAGAUACAACUCUGAGCCAGAAGACGGAUGAUAUUGAUGAGCCGAAUGACACUGCAACCUCGAGCAAUGCAGUUGCAGUGCCAAUUGGAGCUGCACUGGCCAUUGCUCUGGCUAGCUGCACAUUUGGAGCCUUGGCUUGCUUCUGGAGAGGCCAGCAGAAGAAAAAGAAAUAUUUGCACCAACUUCAUUCUUUUAAGGACGUAUGAUCUUGGAAUGCAAAUCACAUUCCAUCUGAUGUUCAUCUUGUCUGGAAAAGAUGAACUCAUUUUCUCAAGUUUUUAUUGUUUUAUUUAUCAAGUUUUCAACGUUUUUCGAUUAGUUA
Zingiber officinale is the source of this 3877-nucleotide messenger RNA. Its product is annotated as sulfhydryl oxidase 1-like. Gene Ontology annotation, biological process: protein folding. Gene Ontology annotation, cellular component: Golgi membrane. NCBI's taxonomy places the organism in Eukaryota, Viridiplantae, Streptophyta, Magnoliopsida, Zingiberales, Zingiberaceae. The record is from RefSeq and is a predicted model, not a curated record. The transcript has 11 exons. Gene Ontology annotation, molecular function: flavin-dependent sulfhydryl oxidase activity; protein disulfide isomerase activity. Bases 2520 to 3761 code for a protein of 413 amino acids.